Ascoidea rubescens DSM 1968 is the source of this 1290-nucleotide messenger RNA. It is a transcript of the gene PRP4, whose product is annotated as U4/U6-U5 snRNP complex subunit PRP4. Gene Ontology annotation, cellular component: U4/U6 x U5 tri-snRNP complex. Lineage: Eukaryota; Fungi; Ascomycota; Saccharomycetes; Ascoideales; Ascoideaceae. The coding region runs from base 1 to 1290 and encodes 429 amino acids. The transcript has a single exon. Gene Ontology annotation, biological process: mRNA splicing, via spliceosome. Gene Ontology annotation, molecular function: U6 snRNA binding; U4 snRNA binding; protein binding. The record is from RefSeq and is a predicted model, not a curated record.
AUGUAUGAGUCGGAUGACGAAAACGAAAUAAACAGUGACCCUAAAUUUAAUAACGACGAUAUUGAGAAUGAAGACGAAGACGAAGAUGAAGAAUUUUUUACUCCAGGGUCUGAAGAAAUUACAAAAGCCCGGUUAUACUUGGUUAACUAUUCUUUGCUUAAAGCAAAAAGAAGAAUCGCAUUUCAAAAUCAAUUGCUUCAAAUACCAUUAAAAGACCAAUUGAAGUACAGAAGAGGUGUUAAUGAUAGGUUGUCAAGGUUUGAAUUGAUAGGAUCCAAUAUUUUGUCUAACCGAGCAAUAUCAUCAGUGAAAUUUUCACCACUAGGUGAUAAAAUUGCAAUGGGCUCUUGGGCUGGUGAAUUAAAAGUUUUGGAUUCAAACUUGAUAUCGUCUAUAAAUUACGAUUGUAUUGGUUCUCCUGAUGACAAACUAUCAGGAAUUGAUUGGCAUCCCUUUUCUGGAAUUUCACAAAAUGACCGAGAAAUUUCUCUAGCCACUGGGAACUCAUCAGACAAUUUAAUCCAUUUAUGGUCAUUAGAAUCAACAAAGCCUAUAUCUACAUUAAAGGGACAUGACAGCCGAGUCAUAAAAACGAUAUUUCAUCCAUCUGGAAAGUUUUUAGCUUCUUCUUCGUUUGAUCAAACUUGGAGAAUAUGGGAUUUGAAUAAGAAUAAAGAAGUAUAUUUACAAGAGGGACACUCAAAAGAAGUUUAUUCAAUUUCGUUUCAAUGUGAUGGAGCAUUAAUGUUCUCAGGUGGACUUGACGCAAUUGGGAGAGUAUGGGACCUACGAAUAGGCAAAUCUAUAAUGGUUUUGAACGAUCAUAUUAAAGGUAUUUUUGCCUCUGAUUGGUCAGAUAAUGGGUAUCAAAUUGCAACUGGAGGAGCUGAUUGCUCAAUAAAAAUUUGGGAUUUGCGUUAUAAUUUAAAACUUGAUAAUCAAAAAAAUGAAAAUAACAAUACUAAACCAUUAUUUACCAUUCCAGCACACAAUAAACUAGUUUCUGAUAUAAAAUUUUUUAAAGAAAAUGCAAAUAAAAUAAACAGUAUUCUGAACGAAUUUAAACCUGAGAUGAAUUCCUCUUCAAGCACAUUUUUGAUAAGCUCGUCUUAUGAUGGCUCACUUAAAAUUUGGUCAGCAGAUAGUUGGAUUAAAGUAAAAACGUUGAAAGGACACAUUGAUAAUAAAAUAAUGAGUUGUGAUAUUAAUACAAGUGGUGAUAAAAUCAUUUCUAGCGGGUGGGAUCGAUCGGUUAGAUUAUGGUCCAAUGUAAGUGAAGAUUUAAUAUAG